GAGCACAAUGCAGUGCAGCCUGGGACUCUGUGUUUUGUUGGCCUCCGACCCCUGCUGGAAGAGUAAUACAAAAACUCUGUAAGGAAAUUCUAGCAUCAGCAAACUUGUCUCUAAACCAUGUUAAUCAAGAUAAAGCUGCAUUCGCUUACAGAGUGUGUAAUGAAGAUGGCGAGUGGCUCUGGGGGAACUGGACAAACUAUACCGAGUGCGUGGAUCUUUUGCCGAAUAAAGAAUCACCGCCAAUCCCCUUGGUGGUGAGUUACAUAUUGCUGAUUGGGUCUCUCAUAUCUCUCUUCUUCUUGUGUGUUACGUUCUUUAUAUUCUGCUAUUUCAAGUCGUUGCAGUGUGCUCGCCUGAGGGUCCAUCAAAAUCUGGUCGUUGCCUUGAUCAUUCACUCUGUUAUGUUGGUAGUAAUUUCCUUGCCCAUUAUCGGGAGAGAUACUAUUCCUUCGUAUCGUGAAGUAACCUGGCUGUGUCGUUCCGUGUUGACACUGAAAAUGUACGCUGCUCUAGCCUGCAUCAACUGGAUGUUUAACGAGGGUCUUCUUCUCCACAGUCGGACAGCUAUCUGUGUCUUUCAACAAGAUGCUCCCUUUAAACUUUACUACUUCGUGGGAUGGGGGUUACCACUUAUCCUGAUCAUUGCCUGGGCAGCCAGUGUCAGUGGGGCUUUGGACACUCCCUGUUGGGAAGGUUAUGGCGAGUCGUCGUAUAUUUGGUUAAUAACCGCUCCAAUGUUGCUAGCCUUGGCAGUAAAUUUUGUCUUCUUGGUGAAUAUAAUUCGGGUGUUGGUCACGAGACUUCGCUCUCGAGAAGCUACCCAUAUUAGGAGAGCCAUCAAAGCUACGGUGUUGUUGUUCCCGUUGUUAGGAAUUACUCACUUGUUGUUUUGUGUCAACCCGAAAGAUGACGCCACUUUAGAAGAAGCUUACAUGAUAACAAAUGCCGUUUUACAAUCCUCUCAGGGGAUUUUCCUGGCAGUACUUUACUGUUUCAUGAACACGGAGGUACAAACUGCUCUGAGAAACGCCUAUCUUCGUGCUGCUGUUCGAAGAAAUGCUACUUCCAACGCAAGAGACCGUGGUUUCUCCAAUACUUCUGCAACCUAUUACGACUGCUCAACAACUUGCAGUCCGCGCCACAAGAGGGCUUCAGCUAAAGCUGUUCAUAUUCAUUUGUCUGAUUUAACAAACUCAAAAGUUAUUGGAAAACAAUCUUGUCGGGUAUAA
This is a messenger RNA of Limulus polyphemus (Atlantic horseshoe crab), 1229 nucleotides long. Its product is annotated as corticotropin-releasing factor receptor 2-like. The annotation marks the transcript as partial. The transcript has 10 exons. Gene Ontology annotation, cellular component: plasma membrane. NCBI's taxonomy places the organism in Eukaryota, Metazoa, Arthropoda, Merostomata, Xiphosura, Limulidae. Gene Ontology annotation, molecular function: G protein-coupled peptide receptor activity; peptide hormone binding. Gene Ontology annotation, biological process: adenylate cyclase-modulating G protein-coupled receptor signaling pathway; cell surface receptor signaling pathway. The record is from RefSeq and is a predicted model, not a curated record.